Andrographis paniculata is the source of this 2389-nucleotide messenger RNA. Its product is annotated as pentatricopeptide repeat-containing protein At3g42630. The record is from RefSeq and is a predicted model, not a curated record. The transcript has 2 exons. Bases 456 to 1715 code for a protein of 419 amino acids. NCBI's taxonomy places the organism in Eukaryota, Viridiplantae, Streptophyta, Magnoliopsida, Lamiales, Acanthaceae. Gene Ontology annotation, molecular function: protein binding.
UGUAUUAUUUAACCUCCACCACUCAACGCCUUCCUCCUUCCUCUUUCUUCAUUCGUUGUCUCUCUCUCCUCUUCUUCGUCGUUCUUCUUCCUUUUCUCCCUGCGUUUCUGACGCUGCCGCCGCCGGUCGUGAAGCAAUAUUUCUGGUUUCUUUUACUUUUCUCUUCCAUUCUCCUUUCCCUUCUUCUUUCUUUCUCUGCUGCUUCCACCGGUGAUCCCUUUCGCCGUCGUUUCACUCCUCUUUGGCCGGCCGUGACGUUGGUUUCACCAUCACUUAUUCACCCUCGACAGCCUAUUUCUUCUCCGGCUGUCAAUUUCUAGCAGUUAAAGAAAAGAAAAAGUAAAAACGCUUUACUUGAAGGAACAAACAGAGCCUAUUUGACUCUGUAUUUUACAGUUUCCGAACGACGACGACGCUGAUUAUACAACCUACUAUUCUCGUCGGAAAGCUACGCAAUGGAGGUCGUACCGCCGCUGGCCUCUACUCCUCUUGCCUUGAAUUCACUACAAAUGAAGAAUCUGUAUAGAUUUCCUGUGGAGUAUCGAAAUCCAGAAGAAACUAUUUGCCGUAUGGACAACCAGAAGAAUUGUGUGAAGAAGUUCGUCCCCUUCAGUUCCAAUUUAUCAAUACAUCACUCAAGUAGGGAAAGAUUACCUUUGGUUAGUCAAGAAAAUGUUCAUGAGAAUAAACCAGAAGGAUUCUUGCCUUGGAGUGCUACCUUAUCUGUUUUGCUCAUGCAUUAUGCCCGUAAUGGUUUUCUUUUCAAAGCCUUGGAAAUUUGGGAUGAAAUGAUGAACAGUUCAUUUGUUCCUGACAUUGAAGUAGUUUCUGAAUUGAUCGUUAUAUGUGGUAACACGGAAGAUUCUGAUACAGUUACAAGAAUUCUGCACCAAAUGCAGCUGAAGGAUUCUAAGAUGUUACCGGCUAUUUGUUAUCGAGCUAUCUCUGAAUAUGGUAGAAGGGGACAACUUAAUUGCAUGGAGAAUAUGCUUAAACAGAUGGUUUCAAUGGGGUAUAAAGUCGAUUCCGCAACUGGAAAUGCUUACGUGUCGUAUUACAGUGCUUUUGGUUCAGUAGCUGACAUGGAAGCUGCAUAUGGUCGGCUCAAGAGGUCAAGGAUACUCAUUGAAGAAGAGGCCAUUCGAUCCAUGUCAUUCGCUUAUAUCAAGGAGAAAAAAUUUUAUGCAUUAGGUUGUUUCUUGCGCGAUGUUGGUCUCGGUAGGAGAAAUGUUGGCAAUCUUCUUUGGAAUCUUUUGCUGCUAUCAUAUGCCGCGAAUUUCAAAAUGAAAAGCCUACAGCGGGAAUUUGUGAGAAUGGUGGAAGCAGGUUUUUAUCCCGAUCUAAAUACAUUUAACAUUAGAUUACUUGCCUUCUCUAGAAUGUCUAUGCUAUGGGAUCUGCAUUUGAGCCUCGAACAUAUGAAACACGACGCAGUGGUUCCUGAUCUCGUGACGUAUGGUUGUGUUGUUGAUGCCUAUGUGGAUAGGCGGCUUGGGAAGAAUCUGAAAUUUGGUUUGAGCAAAUUCAACUGGGAUGAGUUUGUUUCAGUAUCGACUGAUCCGCUUGUUUUCGAGGCUAUGGGCAAAGGCGACUUCCAUUUGAGCUCAGAAGGAGUUCUUGAGUAUAGAAAGCAAAAAGAUUGGACCUACAGAAUGCUGGCCUCUGUUUAUCUUAAGAAGUUACAAAGAGGAGAUCAAAUCUUUUGGAACUACUAAUAUAGUAAUGAAGAGACAACACAUUGAAGGUUCAUUUCUGCGUUCUUCUGAUUGAUGUCUUGCCAAGAUUUCCUGAAUGGAACAAGGUAUUUUGAAGGCAAAGAAGGAAGUAGGAAAUGCAUUUGGUUGAGAACAGAGAAUCUGCUCCUGCUCUAGUUCUAUAUCGAAAAGGUUGAUGAUAUAUUAUGUGGAGAAACAUCAACAUACACUGAGGAUCGUUGUUGCCGCCCCACGAGUACGUGUGACCUGUUCUUUGCGACAGCUGCCUCGCCUAUUGAAUCACUGCCAAGAGCAAACCCUAAGACCAUGUGCAAUGCAGAAAUACUAAGAGCAGCCGUUAUUAUAUUUUUUUCCACUGCCACAUCAGCUUAAAAAUUACUCCCUUCGUCCCAUGUAUUAUGGGCGUAUUAUUAUAGAUACGGGAAAUAAUUAUUGUAUAAUAAAAAUAAGAUUAAGAUAACUAAAUAGUUUAAUUAAGAUUAAAAAAAAUUAUAAAAAUUGAAAUUUAAAAUAAAAUUAAAGAGUAUAAUUAUAUUUUCAAAAAAGAUUGACAAAUUAUGUAAAACUUAAAUUAGAAAAUAGAGACAAAUUAUAUGGACCGAUGGAGAGAGUAAUUAAGAAUCCAUCUUGUUUUUUUUUGACAUUGUACAAAGGUUAUUGAAAUUUCUUUAUAU